This is a messenger RNA of Esox lucius (northern pike), 4926 nucleotides long. Its product is annotated as oocyte zinc finger protein XlCOF6-like. The transcript has 8 exons. The coding region runs from base 584 to 4426 and encodes 1280 amino acids. Gene Ontology annotation, molecular function: DNA-binding transcription repressor activity, RNA polymerase II-specific; RNA polymerase II cis-regulatory region sequence-specific DNA binding. The record is from RefSeq and is a predicted model, not a curated record. Gene Ontology annotation, biological process: negative regulation of transcription by RNA polymerase II. NCBI's taxonomy places the organism in Eukaryota, Metazoa, Chordata, Actinopteri, Esociformes, Esocidae.
CUACUUCAAUCCCAAACACCUGAAACAUAGUAUGCCAGUUAAAAACGUAUUUCGAUUCUAUUAGCUGCUCUGCUUCAUUCCAUGUUGACACUGUCUAUCGUCGCUUAUAUCAACAAGCUAGAUAUAGGCCUAGUACACAUUCCAACCAUGAGUACAUUAAACUACUCCCCACCAGCUUUGGCUGAACAUUGUAGUGAAAGAGAAGAGGAGGAUGUCACCGUAAUGGAGAAGAUUGAGCUUUUAGAGUGAACGGAGAUGAGGGCGAAAGGGAAGACAGCGAUUUUGGAAUUAAUGAGGAGGGGAGAUCGGAGAGCUGAUUACAAUCCGUGAUGGCGUUAAUAACCCUUUUUUUGGUUGUAGUCGGGCAAACCGCAAAGAAGAAGUUGAAGCAGACGUUGGUUGGGCCCCGAAAAGCUAAGCUAGCUUUCUCAAUUUACACCAGUGACGUGCACAGUGCAAAAAUAUACGUUACCUUCAAAUUUACCAAACGCCCUCAAAUAAUAAAUGCAAAAAUGUGCAGACAUCUGACACUCACCUGAAUACUUUGGACGGAUACUACAUACAACCUAUCCUUUUUUCAACUAUGGAUCAGGAGUGUAAAGACCUGCCAAGCCCGUCUUCACCGUUCUCUGAUCAAACACUCACAGUGUCCCAUCCUGAAAGUAACCAUGGUGAACAGGAGAAUGCACUGCAUGGUCGGGAGAUGGUUGCUGGGGGCCUUGACUAUGGUAGUGUAACACCAUUAAUCCCAGGAAUGAGUGUUGAUCUCAAGGAGGCUGGGAUGUGUUGGUCAUGGAGUUUUCCAGGAGAGAGUUCCAAUCAAUCCUCUGUCAGCGAGUGGAACCCUUCUGCGUCAGAAAAACCUGGACAUUCUACGUCGGAAGAAAACAACAAUUCUAAAUCUGAAGGACCUGUAUAUUCUACAAUAGGAGAACUGAACGAUUCUACAUUGGAAAAGUCUAUGUUGACAAUACCUGAACAUUCUACUUCAGAACUACCUGAACAAACUCAAUCCGCUGAACCGAACCAACGACAGGAGAACCAGGAGAAUCACACGCCAGGUCCGCCUCCGACAUCCCACUGCUGUUCAGUUUGCGAAAAACACUUUAGGCACCUAUCAGUGCUAACAGUACACAUGAGGUCCCACACAGGAGAGAAACCUUACUCGUGCCCUGACUGUGGCAAGAAUUUUGCUCAAAGCGGCACGCUAAAAGUCCACCAGAGGAAACACACAGGAGAAAGGCCAUUCCUCUGCGCAGACUGUGGCAAGGGUUUCCAAACUAACGGGAAGUUGAUUGACCACCAACGGAAACAUCACAGAGAGAACGUGGUCGACCCCUGGUGUACGGUUUGUGGAACGGCAUUCAGCUCAAAGCUCAAACUAGAGCGUCACUUAAAGACGCACAUUGGGGAGAACCCAUACCGCUGCCCUUUCUGUAGCAAGAGGUUUUCUACCAAAUGGAACAUGAUACAACACCAGCAGGUCCACACAGGAGAAAAACCCCACUCAUGCUCUGACUGUGGCAAGAGCUUCACUCAUAAAUCCACUGUGUCGAUGCACAAGCGAAAGCACUGCAUCCACCGUAUCAGAGAGGGGUGUCCAUCUGAAUCAGCACAACCCAAGAAAACUCACCCUUGUUCGGAGUGUGGGAGACUUUGUCUGUCGUUAUCGGAACUGCGGAUACACAUGCGAAAACACACGGGAGAGAAGCCGUUCUCCUGCCCUGAAUGUGACAAGAAAUUUGUGACUACAUCACAUGUAAAAGCUCACCAGCGAAUGCACACUGGGGAGAAACCGUAUUCCUGCCCUGACUGUGGGAAAGACUUUGCUUAUUUACGGGAUAUGAAAGCACACAUGAAGAGAAUACACACCAAAGGGGAUGGAUCUGCAAGACUCCCUCCUGUCAAAGCCCACAGCUGCUCUGUAUGUGGACAAAUGUUUUCUGCCAAAAAUGUUCUAGGGAGACACCUGCUCAUCCACUCGGGCAUCAAGCCUCACAAGUGUGCAGAUUGUGGGAUGUGCUUCACUCAGAAAACAAAUCUGAUCUCACAUCGGCUAACUCACACUGGAGAGAAGCCUUACAGCUGUGUUCGGUGUGGGAAGAGGUUCACACGCAAGAGAGCGAUGAAGCAGCACCAGCAAUCCUCCUGUGCUGCGGUAAAAGCAGAGAACGAGAAGAGUCCGUCUGCAGAAUCAGAACUGGAAACAUCUAAGAAGUCACCACAGAUUGAAAGUACCAAGAAACUGCGUGCACUGGGAAGACCGAGGAAAUCGCCUGGAAGACCAAGACAAUUGCCUACACUGCAUAGAAUGGAGCAACCUGGAAGAUCAGCAGCAGUUGGAAGACCUAAGAGAUUUCGUCAAAUGAAGAAUCCCACUAAACCACCUACAAAGGGCAUGACACCCCACUUGUCUGAUGAUGCAGUCUGCUUCGGGAAGGACUCUGAUUGGUUACCUAACAACCAACUAGAAGUAGAGCCUGGGGGCCCCAGACAACUGGAGGAAGACGUCUUUGUCGUUUGGGAGGAGGACAAGGAGGUGGUCAGGCACGCACCAGAGCAGGGAGUGAAGAGCGUCGUGUGUGACACCCCCCAGGAGGUCAAGGGUCAUGCCUCCCUCAGUAGCUCCCUGCUGUGGGGUCUGAAGAUGCUAUCUGUGAGAUUGGUGGACUGCAGGAAAACACAGGAGGCCAAUGCAGACAGUGGGAGGGGCUUGCCAUCUGCAAAGGCUCCUAGGUUGAAAACGAUGCAACAAGCGGAGGAUUUGGAGAAGCCUUACAGCUGCCACCAGUGUGCAAAGGGUUUCCCCACCGCAGUGGGUUUAAAGUCUCACCAGAUAGUGCACUCAGGAGUGAAGCCUUACAGCUGCGAUGAAUGUGGGAAGAGUUUUGCUAGAUCAAGUGAACUGGUAGUACACCGGAGAGUACACACCGGAGAGAAACCAUUCCACUGCUCCGACUGUGGGAGGAGCUUUUCUACUUUAAGCUCACUGAUAACCCACCGGCGAACACACACAGGAGAGAGGCCUUACAGCUGUAAUCAGUGUGGAAAAAGUUUUGCAACAUCGAAUGCUUUGAAGAGCCACCAUCGAACACAUACAGGAGAGAAACCUUAUAGUUGCGAUCAGUGUCCGAAGACCUUCGCUUACUCACAGCUGCUGAAACUGCACCAGCAAAAACACACAGGAGAGAAGCCUGAGACGCCUUUCAGCUGCGAUCAAUGUGAAAAGAGUUUUACUACAUUCAGUAGGUUGAAGGUACACCAGUCAAAACACACUGGUGAAAAGCCUUACCAUUGUGAAGUGUGCGGAAAGCGGUAUAGAUUUCGUUGCAUGCUGUCAUACCACCAGAAAACACACACAGGAGAGAAACCUUACAGCUGCACUGUGUGUGGGAGGAGCUUUGCUCACUCAAGUACCAUGGCCAGCCACCGGCGUGUACACACUGGGGAGAAACCUUUCAGCUGUAAAAUCUGUGGAAAGUGUUUUGCCCAGGCAUCUACAUUGGCAGGUCACAAGCUGACCCAUACUGGAGAGAAACGUCAUAGUUGUCAUAUCUGUGGUAAGAGAUUUUUUACAUCAUCAAAACUCAAAGCUCACCUGCGAAUACACACUGGAGAGAAGCCGCCUGUGAGAAAGAAGGAAAAGCGUAACAGAGUGGAAGAAAACACAGGAGACGAGUCAUUCCUCUGCAGUCACUGUGGCAAAUGUUUCUCAUCAUUUUCAAAAAUGAAAUCACACGAGAGGAUCCACACAGAAGACAAGUCACUCCCCUGCAGCAUCUGCGGAAAGUGUUUCUCCUCUGUGGGUAAACUGAACGCUCACAAGAAAAGACACACUGCCGUCAAAUCCCACUUCUGCCCCGACUGCGGGAACAGCUAUUACUCCGCGUCACACCUUAGGGCCCACAUGAGGUCCCACUCUGAAGGCAAACCGUUUCUCUGUACCGAAUGUGGAAGGAGUUUUAAACUCCCACAGACUCUGAAAAGACACAUGCUGACACACACAGGAGAGAAACCCUGCCAUUGCUCUGUUUGCGGGAGAGACUUUGCACGCCAUAACUCUCUGAAAAUACACAUGCGAACACACACAGGAGAAAAACCUUACCCCUGUCCACAGUGCAACCAAAGGUUCUAUUCGUCGUGCAACCUAGUUUCUCAUCUGCGCGUCCACACUGGAGAGAAACCUAACCAGUGUGUUGAUUGUGGGAAAUGUUUUAGUUCUGGGUCGAACUUGCGUGUUCACCAGAAGUCUUCACAUGGGAUAGAAAUAUCACCAGGUGGGAAAAAGCUGCAACGACAGGCACCAUCUGGGAAGAAACUUCACCACUGCCCUGAGUGUAGCAAACGGUUUAAGUCUUUGUCUAGCCUGCAUGUUCAUGAGAGAACUCACAAUUCGGUAAAGACAUCGAUUCUGUAUCAACACUGAUGGAGAUAAUUCAUUACUAAAUUGCUAUAUGUCCCAAAUGUCACCCUAAUCUUUGCAUAGUGUACUACUUAUGUCAGACGCCUCCCUAAAGUGUGCUGGAUUUGACCACAUUCCUAUGGGAACCAUUUGGGAUGCAUAUUUUUAUUUUUUUACUGCCAAGUCCCAGACUCUGAGGUUCAGCUAAAGACAAGUGUUUUGAUGAAUUUGGAUGUUAUUUAGGUUUGUGCCAUUGGGUAGUAUUACGUUUUUAUUCACACCAGAUAAAUGAAUUCCACUACUGCUGGUCUGACAACCAUCACCCUUAAGAGGACCGGGUCUCUGUUGUGUAAAUGAAUGUGACUUGUGUUUGUAAUCAGCUAAAACAAGAUCAGCUGAAGUGAUACUGUCACAGGUUUUAAUCAUUAAGUGGUAGUUCUUGUUAUUUACGCUGCCUAAGAUGUUUGUUCACUUUAUAAAAAUGUAUCAAAUAAAAUGUCAGUUUAAAGUUUGUGUGAGGAAUC